AUGUCGAUUUUCGGCAUGGCUGCCAAAUAUUCCGAUAGCGAGCCCUCAUGGGUUCAAGGAUGGAACGGAAAGCUCCCAUCACAGUUCUCGAGCGUCCUGAGCAACUCGCUCAGCACAGGCAGCUCCCCAUUGACCCCCUUUCCUGCCCAGGAGGACCUGGAGGUCUUCCUUGAGCACACGGACACCGACCUCAUCAACCCUCUACGUCGACACCCCUAUCAAAUCGUCAACAAGGCCAAUCAGGCCGUUCAAUCAACCCGGGACGCCACGAUUGCCCACCGCCGAUUCGCCGCUGUGCGAGUCCUUGCGAGUGGCGAUCUAGCGCUUCUAGCCACUGCAUCAAGAAACGCAGCUGGGAUCCGGCUCAAGUCUGAGAACGCCCCCAUCUUUAAAAGCCUGCCAGCGCCCAUGAAUAUCACCCAUGUCGGGUGGCUGCCUCAUGAACGCAAAAUCAGAGAACAGGGCCCAGAGACCUCAUUUCUUGUGGUGAUGUUUGACGACGAGCGGGUCGCCAAUUUCGCUAUCAACCGGGGCCUCAUUACUAAGGGCAAGCAACACGCGUGCCAGAUUUACGAUAAGACGGUCAACCUACAGCAAUGUUUCAAAUGUCAAAUGUACAAACAUAUAGCCAAAUUCUGCAGACGUCAGCUCCGAUGCGCAUACUGCGCGGGCGAGCACGGUUCCGGAGAUUGCCCGGUCAAAAAUGACCGGGACCACGCUAAGUGCGUGAACUGCACAGAAGAGAACCUACAUAUCAAAGACCCGGCGAAAAAGCUUGACACUAAACACUUUGCAUAUGCACGAGACUGCCUAAUCCGGGCCCACUGCUUGACGCAAGUGCACCAACACCGAACCUUUGGCCCUCAAUUCCAUGCCCCCUGUGGCGAGACCAGGAAUGGACUCCCCCGGAGCAGUCAAAGUCAAUGA
Messenger RNA from Talaromyces proteolyticus, 927 nucleotides. RefSeq lists its product as uncharacterized. The transcript has 3 exons. Bases 1 to 927 code for a protein of 308 amino acids. Lineage: Eukaryota; Fungi; Ascomycota; Eurotiomycetes; Eurotiales; Trichocomaceae. The record is from RefSeq and is a predicted model, not a curated record.